GUGGUUCAUUGCUGGUAACUCAUACCAAUAGUAACAGAUUACUGUACGUUUGUUUGUUUGUUUGUUUGUUUGUUUGUUUGUUUGUUUUGGCUCUUGGGAUAGAAGUGGGUUGAAACUGGCUAUCAUGUUGCUCACAGUUACCUUGAACUCCUGAUCUUUCUUCCUCUGACUUCCAAGCUCUCCUAUUUUUGGAUUUGGUUUUUUUUUUUAAUGUAAGGAGACUCUGUGAAGAAGAAAAGGGCAAGUAAGAUGGCUCAGAGGGUAAAGAUUCUUGCCCCCAAAUCCGAUAACCUGUUUGAUCCUCAGGCCCUACAUGGUAUGAGGAGAGAAUGAACUACCAUAGGUUGUCUUGAUACGUGUGUUUCUACCACCCCGAAACAAAUAAAUAAAUGCAAUUUAAAACUCCUAUGUUGAGAACCUGGAAAAAUGGCUUGGUGAGUAAAGAUGUUUGCAGUCAAGCCUGCCAGCCUGAGAUUAAUGGCCAAGACUGACUUCUCCACACAUGCCAUGCAUCGUGAGUACAGUCCCUUACAAGCAUGCACACUUCGAGUGGUAAUUAAAUGUAAUUGUUAGAACUUUUACUUAAUUAUAUGUGUAUGCACCUAUGUGAAUUUCAGCACACCACAUGUAUUCAAGAGCUGGAGGAGGCCAGAAGCUGGGGUUAAAUCUCUUGAAACUGGAGUUACAGGUGCUGGGAACUGAACCCAGGUCCUCUGUAAGAGCAACAAAGUGCCCUUAACCAAUGAAUCACCCUUCUAAUCCUAAAUCCCCACAGUUGACUGUCUUCUCUCCUCUCACCUGACUUGAAUAAAAUGCUUCCUGCAGUUCCAGGCACAGCUGUUCGACUCUCCUGUGCCAAAUGUAAAAGAGUUUUUCAGGAGGGACAAACAGCUUUUCAGAGGAAAGGGUCUGCUGAGCUUUUCUGCUCAAGACUAUGCAUUGAUGGGUGCCCUUCACCUGCUGUGUCUCCACCUUCACCUGCUGUGUCUCCAGCUCCUCUCAAAAGGAUGUGCUUAAAUUGCUCCAGAGUCCUAAACCUGGAAGGGACAUUAGAGAUCACCCAGUGCAGACCUUUUCUUUUGGUUUUGAGGAAACUGAGGCCCUGAGGAGUUAAGGCACUGUGUUGCUAUGGUUAGCAUAUACGCACUACAUUUCUUCAGCCCCAGCUUUGCUACAUGUCACAGGCGUUGAAAAGACUCAUGCAAGAAAGAAUUUGCUGUAGACAUUUUAAGUCUAAAGGAUAUGAAGAGUGUCCAGUUGGAGGACAGUAGUUGUGACAAAAACUUUUGUAGCCAGUCUUGUCUUAUAUCAUAUGAAGAAAAAAGAAAACCACAUGUUACCAUAUAUCCUGAUGGCAGUUUGCCUAAGUGCAGCAUGUGUCAGAAGACAUCUACUAAACCACCCAGAAUACUUAGAUCUUCCCCUUGCAAAUCCCUGCAACUGUCCGAUGAGAUGAUUGUGAUUACUAACCACUUGGGGAACGUAGAGGUUUACUGCUCUGUUUGCUUUUCUUCAUACAACAGUGCUGUGAUGGAAUCUUCUUCAGUUAAUGUAUCCGUGGUGCACAGUUCUUCAAAAGAGAAUCUCUGUCCAAAGAAAUAUCCAGUUAUAAGCAAUAUAAUGUCGUUAGUAAAUACUCAUGUUGACCUGGUCGUGGACACUGAUCUCUUACAAGGUACACUUUCUUCUCUACCGACAAAUGUCAUCGUGAGUAACUCAGCCAGUGAGUCCAGCAGUGGUGUUGGUGAUAGUGCGGACCAGCCAGGCCUCCUCCCACCUUGCUCGGUGCUCUGUGAGGACACAGCUGCUCCCAGUGAGGGAGUACAGAACAACAGUGAGAAAUCCAUGAAAGGAAAUGAUAGGUUGUAUCUCUCAAAGUCCACAUCAACAGAACAAAACAUUAAGACAGACCCUCUGGUAGAGUCCUGGAGCCCAGGUUUCCAGCAUCUGCAUCCCAGCACUGCAAACAAUAUCGCAUUCUGCUAUUCUUGCUACUUGUUCUUCCAGAAAAAAUUUAGCUGUCGGAGAGAAGCUUUUGCAACCCAAGGAACUGCUGACUGGGAGAAAAUGCUGGAAAUUUUCAGAAAGCAUGAAGAGAGUGACAUGCACUUAAAGUCACUGCAAUUUUGGAGGCAAUACCAGUUUCUCGAUGCUGUUCCGCAUGACAAUUCAUCUGUUUAUUCAAAAAUGAUUGAAGGAAAUAAAAAGUAUCUCAGGCUCAUCAUUGAGAACAUUUUAUUUCUUGGAAAACAGUGCUUGCUGUUAAAAGGGAAUGACCAGUCUGUUUCACCCAUGAGUAAAGGCAGUUUUUUGGAGUUACUAGAGCUUCGAGCAAGAGAUAGAGGAGAAGUAUUUCCGCUCAUGAGUUCUCACGUGGACUUCUAUAGCAGCACGCUUGUCCAGGAGGAGAUUAUUGACAUGAUAAAGGGUGAACUGUUGCGAGACCUCGUGAGUGAGAUCAACGCCGCCUCAGCCUUUUCAAUAAUCUGUGAGGAGCUAGCAGGUAGUGCUGCUGAGAGACAGAUUUCCGUGUGUGUGAGGUACCCACAAAAGACGCCAAGUGCUGUCUUGGUUAAGGAAAGGUUCCUGGGGUUUGUGACUGCCGAGGAGGUGACUGGGGUCCACGUGCAUGGGCGGAUCAAAGCUUACCUGCAGCAGGUUGGGGUUGAUUUUAAUAAAAUAUGUGGCCAAGCCUAUGAUAGUGCCACAAAUUUUAGGGUAAAAUUGAAUGAAGUUGUAACAGAAUUCAAGAAGGAAGAGCCAAGAGCUCUCUAUGUGCAUUGUCACGCCCAUUUUUUUGAGUUAGCAGUGAUUAGCUUCUGUAAGGAGGUGAAGGAGCUCCGAGAGGCACUAAACACUCUCUGCUCUUUGUUCAACACGGUUCAUGUGUCUGAAGAAAUGUUGGCAAGUUUGCAAACCAUGUGUAAGCUAAGUCUGAAUAAAACUUGUAAGAAACACAUGUCACAGUCAUGUUGGCCAGCCCACGACCAUUUGCUGCUGGCCCUGAAGGAGUGCCUUCCGGAAGUCGUCGAGGUGCUGGCGUCGGUUUCGCGCAGGUGUGCAGGCACGGCUGUGGCUGCCGAGCUGGAGGACCUGUUGGCCAUGGUUACCAAGUUUGAAUUUAUAUUUUGUUUGAAAUUUCUUUAUCGAGUACUCAGUAUCACAGGGAUUCUUUCUAGAGAGUUUCAAAGUGAAACUCUUGACAUCUUUUCUUUGUUUUCAAAAAUAGAAGCAAUUUUGGAAUGUUUAUCUUCUGAAAGGAAUGAUACAUAUUUUAAAACUAUCUGGGAUGGAGCAGAUGAAAUAUGUGAAAAGAUAACCAGUAAGGGUUUUGAUGUUGAGAAACCCUCUUUUCAAAAAAGAAGAAAAAUUCAAAGAACAGUAGAUCCUGACAACUCAGAGCAUAUGUUUUUUCCUACUUCAGCAGAUGAACAAUAUAAAAUUAAUAUUUACUACCAAGGUCUGGACACUGUAUUAAAAAAUUUAAAGUUAUAUUUUUCAGAGUUUGACUAUUGUAAAAUGAAACAAAUUUCAGAGCUGUUACUUAAGUGGAAUGAGCCAUUAAAUGAAGGAACAGCCAAGCACAUCCAGGAAUUCUAUAAGCUUGAUGCAGACAUCAUUCCUGAGCUCCGAUUUUACCGGCAGUAUGCAAGUUUCAACUUCAUCACAGAGAAUGGGUCCUUAAGCUUCAUUGACCUGGGCUGUUUGUUUAUUCAGCAUGGUCUCCACAAUAAUAUUCCUUGUAUCACGAAGCUGUUGCAUAUUGCUUUAUCUUGGCCAAUUACUUCAGCAAAUAAUGAGAAGUCAUUUUCCACGCUGUCUCAUCUUAAAACAUACUUACUUCGUACCAUGGGACAAGAGAAACUUAGUAGCCUGGCUCUGAUAGCUGUUGAGCAGGAACUGGUAAAUAAACUGAUGGAACCUGAAAGACUGGGGGAAAUUGUCGAAAAGUUCAUUAGUCAAAUGAAAGAUACGUGAGACAAACUUGCAACUUUGAGCUUAAUUAAAAGAAUUCUGAGGUUUUAUUAGAAUCCUAAUGAAGUUUUGUUUGUUGGAGGUUCUUUGAGAUAGAUAGGGAUCUUGCUGUGUAGCCUAGGCUAGUCUUGAAUUUGUAAGCUCUUGAGACUGAUUAACCCUCUUACCUUCUCCUUUAAAGUAUCCCAGUUGACAUAUUGUGUCUUAGGCACAUCUCCAUUUAAUACAUUUACUGAGCAGCUACUAUAUACCAGGUAGUAGGAUCCGUGCUGGAGGUACAGGAGCCUAGAGUCAAUGGAACAUGGUUUUUUCUAAUAUAGAAGUCUCGUAAGCCUGGCACAGCGGCACACUCCCAGAACCCCCCAGACUAGACUGGGACUCACUGGUAACAUACUUAACUUCCCUAGAAUGCAUAAGGCCCAGAUUCAAUUCCCAGUGCCAAGGAAGUCCUGGAAUACCAUCAUAACUGCUAGUGACCAUGUGCAUUGUUCAAUAAAUUUUUAACUAAAAACCAUUGCUGGGAAGAGAAUAAUUCUACAGAAGCAAAAAAUUAGAGGCCUAACUGGAACAAGACCAUGCUACCAGCAGAGAGAUGCAGAGUGGCUGUGAGGUUAAGGUUUGAAGUACAGAGUAGGUGGACCAGGCAGUGGUUUUUCUCUUAACAACUGCAUCAGCUCAUUCCGAGAGGAAAAAGAUAAAGGAAGUAGGGAGUUUAGCAAGGCUGAUUGAGCUUUGGUUCUCAGCUACCUGCUUCGUUAAAAGAAUAAAGACAGAGGUUAAGCAGGUGGCACCUGACCAUUCAGGAUCAAGGAACUCAUUUCAGGUUCUCAACCCCCAACUUAGGCAGUUCAGAGCGUCAGCCGAAUUCUGGGCUCCCAGUAGUCACUUAGUUGUGCUGUCCUUAUUCUCCAGAAGAAGCCAAAAGCCAGAGCAGAGGGAGUCCAGCCUUCAUGCCUUUAUAGAGGGGACCUGGUGCAGAUAGCAUUCCCUCUGGGCUGCACACAGAGUAGCGCCUCCGAGACUAGAAUCAAUUCCACGGGAGCCACAAGCCCCUGGAGUUGCUCCAUGGUCUGUCUCCAUUUCCCUUAGAUCUCAUCUGCUGAACUGUACCUGUGCUAGCAAGUCCUUCUCCAGCCUCUGUGUCCUCAGGGUGGACAUGAUGUGGACAAAACGUAUUGGUUCUCCAGUUGUCUGCUUAGUCCCAUCUUCAUUGACUGGGCCCUUAUUACACCACGGCCUAGUUUGUGCCAAACUUCACUUGGAUUCCCUAUGGCCUCUGCCAGAGGUGUCUUGCUCUGUUGCUAACCACCCAGCCCUCACUCUCGGGCAUAAUGCACCCUGAGUUCACAGACCUGCAUGGAUUUGAAAAAGGUAAAAGUCCUAGCUAUCCUUAGCUGUGCCGUGAAACUGAGUCCAGCAGGAGUGAUGAGCAGUCAGGGACAAGGCUGUCUUCAGGUGUGGGGAUCCUGGGACUCCAACAUGCAGGAAGGGGCUCUACCACUUGGGACUCUAGGAUCGGUACCUGCCAUGGUGGGGAAGUUAGGGAUAGGCUAGCAGAGCUAGGCCAUUUCUUAUACUAGAGGAAGCAGUCCUCAGCAUGCGUCUAGAUAGAAUAUACCUUUAGUCCCAGUACUUGGGAAGU
Molecule: messenger RNA, 5617 nt
Organism: Mus caroli (Ryukyu mouse)
Lineage: Eukaryota; Metazoa; Chordata; Mammalia; Rodentia; Muridae
Gene: Zmym1
Product: zinc finger MYM-type containing 1
Molecular function (GO): protein dimerization activity
Source: RefSeq, a predicted model, not a curated record